CUCCGGUCAAACGACAACAACACGAACUUCUGCAGGUACAGAAGUGAUAUCUACAAAUAUAACAACACAAAUUUCUUCAACUUCUGAAAUUCUGAUAAUGAUUACAUCUACAAUUAUAACAACUCAAACUUCUGCAACCUCAGUGAUCACAGAAAUGCAAGCAUCCACAAAUUUUACAACUUCAGAGGCUCCCGUAACGACUAUCAACCAAGCACCUGCAAUUUUUACAACUCCAACUUCUGAGAGUCCUGUGAUGACACCAACAACUGCAUCUAAAGAGACAACACUGCAAACAUCUAUAGUGCAGACAGCUGCUCCCGUUUCUGAGAAGCCAGAACCGCUUACAAGUUCAUAUUACAGUCCACCCAGUAGUGGAAGACCGCCGAUAACUCUACCACCAACAGAAACUACAACAACUAUUAAUAAAUGCACAGAUACAAAAAAUUGCCAUAUUGACACUGAAACAAAAGCUUCCGGAAAAAUAUUUACAAGUACAGCUGCGGAUCAAAAAACUUCAUUUGGAACUGAUAAGACAAUUACAAAAUUCACAACUACAACGUAUAUACAAACUAUUACACAAAUAUUUCCAGGAUACACAACAACUAUAACUGUUACAACUAAUGGAAAUGUACAGACAUAUGAGACAUAUUAUCCACCCAGUACUGUCGUUGUGUUUCAGCCAGUGACUGCUACUGCACCUAUAGAAGAUACUUAUGGUACACCUAAUAACAUUGGUACUAGUUUUAAAGAUAAUAAUGGAUUAGUAAAUAUUAUUUUGAGUUUAUGGCUUGUAAGUUGGAGUUUAGUAUACAUGAUUUUAACCUAA
Cetraspora pellucida is the source of this 826-nucleotide messenger RNA. The record is from the annotation of a GenBank genome assembly. Lineage: Eukaryota; Fungi; Glomeromycota; Glomeromycetes; Diversisporales; Gigasporaceae.